AUGCGGCCGCCAUCUCGGACCACGUCGUCCACUCGUCAGGCGUCGUCCACACGCCAGCCGCCGUCAACGCGCCAGCCAUCUUCUGCCAGACCAGGACGCCAACCAUCCACAUCACGACCCGGCUCCCCAGACUCGGUGCUGUCGGCCGGCGGCAAGCGCAAGGACCGAGACUUUGAGACCGACGAGGGAGAGGCUACCAACAUCAACGUCGUGGUGCGGUGUCGCGGGCGCAACCAGCGCGAGGUGCGCGAGAACAGCGCCGUGGUGGUACGCACCGAGGGCGUCAAGGGUAAGCUGGUGGGGCUGGCCAUGGGCCCGGCGGCGCUGAGCGACAAGACGUACAACUUCGACCGCGUCUUCUCGCCGGCGGCGGACCAGAGCAUGAUCUUUGACGACGUGGUCAAGCCGAUCCUCGACGAGAUGCUCGAGGGCUACAACUGCACCAUCUUCGCGUACGGGCAGACGGGCACGGGCAAGACGUACACCAUGUCGGGCGACAUGAGCGACACGAUGGGCAUGCUGGGCGAGGAGGCGGGCAUCAUCCCGCGCGUGCUCGACUCGCUGUUCAACCGGCUCGAGAUGGACGACCGCGAGAACUGCGUGCGCUGCUCCUUCAUCGAGCUGUACAACGAGGAGCUGCGCGACCUGCUGUCGGCCGAGGACAACGCCAAGCUCAAGAUCUACGACGACAACUCGCGGAAGGGCCACCAGACCACCGUCGUGCAGGGCAUGGAGGAGCGCCACAUCACGAGCGCCACCGACGGCCUGCGCUGGCUGCAGGAGGGCAGCGUGCGCCGCCAGGUGGCUGCCACCAAGUGCAAUGACCUGAGCAGUCGCAGCCACACCGUCUUCACCAUCACGGUUCACGUCAAGCGCGAGACGGAUAAGGGCGAGGACUACCUGAUGGCCGGCAAGCUCAACCUGGUCGACCUGGCGGGCAGCGAGAACAUCCAGCGGUCGGGCGCCGAGAACAAGCGCGCUGCCGAGGCCGGGCUCAUCAACAAGUCGCUGCUCACGUUAGGCCGGGUCAUCAACGCGCUGGUCGACCGCAGCGCGCACAUCCCGUACCGCGAGUCCAAGCUCACGCGGCUGCUGCAGGACUCGCUCGGCGGGCGCACCAAGACGUGCAUCAUCGCGACCGUGUCGCCGGCCAAGAGCAAUCUCGAGGAGACCAUCUCGACGCUCGACUACGCCUUCCGGGCCAAGAACAUCCGCAACAAGCCGCAGCUCAACGCGCUGCUGAACAAGAAGACGCUGCUGCGCGAGUUCACGGCCGAGAUUGAGCGGCUCAAGGGCGAGCUGAUCGCCACGCGCCAGCGCAACGGCGUGUACCUGUCCAACGAGGCGUACGAGGACCUGUCGGUGCAGAACGAGUCGCGCCGCAUCCUGACCGAGGAGCAGGGCGCCAAGAUCGAGACGCUCGAGAGCAAUCUGCGCAACAAGGUGCACGAGUUCUUCACGCUGACCUCGAGCUUCGUCGGGCUCAAGAAGGAGCACGACGCCACGCGCGCGCUGCUCGACGAGACGGCCGAGGUGCUCGACCAGACGGAGCUGGUGCUGGCGGCCACGCGCAAGGCGCUGGCCGAGGAGGCGCACCUGCGCCGCGCCCACCAGGCCACCGAGGAGCGCCUGGCGGCCGUCGGCAGCACACUCCUGUCGACGCUGCAGCGCACCGUCGGCGACGUCGGUGGGCUGCACGCCAAGAACAAGCGCAAGUCGGACCUACAGCACCUCAACCGCAGCACGUGGGCCAUGUCGCAGGCGCAGGUCACGGGGGUGACGGAGCUGGUCGAGGGCCGCAUCGACGACCUGCGGCGUGGCCAGGAGCGCCACAUCGCGGCCGUCACAGAACGCGUCGGGGCGUUUGUGCGCGACGAGCUCGGCCGCCUGUCGUCGACGCAGGCCGGCCUCGACGCGCACGUCGGCCGCCUCGCCGACGCGCAGGCGCAGCUGCUGGCGCAGCGCCGCCGCUCCAAGGACGACAUGGACGGCGUGCUCGGCGAGAUCAAGGUGGUUCGCGACGCGGUGCAGCAGCGCGUGGGCGGCAGCCUGCAGGCCAUCUCGGGCGCGGCCGAGCGCAUCGCCGGCGGCGUGCUCAGCGAGCUGGCGGCGUUCCACGGCCAGCUGCACGCCUCGUACAGCGCCGUCGGCAAGGACUUCAAGGCCGUGUUUGACGACUUGCUGCAGCGCUUGGCCGACCAGCGCGCCGAGUCGGCGCGCCUGCGCCUGCAGCUCGAAGGCGCCGGCCGUGGCGUGGUGCAGGCCAGCGCGGCCGCCGCCAAGCGCAUCGGCGACGCCGUGGACGAGGAGCGGCGCCAGGCGGCCGCCGAGCGCCAGCAGCUGCUCGCGCAGAUCACGGCGCUGGUAAACUCGCAGGCCGAGCUGCACGAGGAGCGCCUCACGGCCAAGACGGCGCAGGUCAGCCAAGCCGUGGCCGAGUCGGGCGGCGCCUUCGAGGGCAGCCUGGCGCAGUACUCGGCGGACAUGGACGCGUGGGGGGAGCGCGACGCCCGGCUGGUGGACGAGGUAGCACAGUCGCGCGACGCCAUCAAGAACAGGCUCAAGGACGACUGGACGGCGGCCAACCAGCACAGCACGGCGAUCCAGACAACGACACAGUCGGUGCACGCCGAGACGGUGCGCGUGGUGGACGCGCAGAUACGCGACCUCGGGGUGCAGAUGCGCGACCUGGACGACUUUGUGGCACGGGCGCGGCAGCACAACGCGGCGCACCACAAGCAGCACGCAGAGGCGGUGCACGCGCUGUCAACAACCAUCGAGGGCGCCAUGGACGACGUGGCGGGGCGGUUCCGCGACGGGGCCGGGCGCGCGCAGGCGCUCGGCGACGACGUGGUGGCCGAGGCGGACGAGCUGCGCAAGUUCCUGGGCCCGGCCCUCGACACGGCCGUGUGCCUGCCGCUGGCCAGCCUGCGCGAGGACAUGCAGACGACGGGGCUGCGCGAGUACGAGCCGACGGGCGACACGCCGCAGAAGACGCAGUACCGCUACCCGACGGAGCUGCCGCACACGGCGCCGCACGACGCGCUGCUAGCCGAGCUGCGCGACAACCUGGUCUCUGCCGACGCGGACGCGGCGGUAGAUUCGCCGCCGGCGCGCGCGUUUCCUGCUACCGUCACGCCGACCAUCUUCAGCGAUACGCAGCUCUCGCCGGCGGACCCGUCCGCAAACUCGCCGCAGCCGCUGCCCAAGCGGCGGCACACGACGCAGCAGCAGCAGCAGCAGCAGCACCGUGACAUGGCCGCCAAGAACACGGCCCUCUCUAUGAGCCUGCGCGAGGUCAACCUCAACGUGACGGGCGCGGCGGCAGCAGUGGCGUCGACAUCAGCAUCGUUGGCAUCGACAGCCUUUGACCACGCGUCGCUCGGCGUCGCGACGCUGCCCGCCGCCGCCGCCGCCGACAGCACGCUGCCGCUACUGAAGCGCAGCACGAGGAGCCGGCCGACGCGCCUGGCGCGCAAGGUGGUGGCGUCGGUGGCCGAGGGCGUCGAGAACAUGCCGCCGGUCGACAUGUUGGGCGGUGGCCGCAGGAAGAGCCCGCGGCUGCAGCAGUAG
Molecule: messenger RNA, 3573 nt
Organism: Lasiosphaeria miniovina
Lineage: Eukaryota; Fungi; Ascomycota; Sordariomycetes; Sordariales; Lasiosphaeriaceae
Product: kinesin motor domain-containing protein
Exons: 2
Coding region: 1-3573 (1190 amino acids)
Biological process (GO): microtubule-based movement; spindle elongation; mitotic spindle assembly
Cellular component (GO): nucleus; spindle microtubule; mitotic spindle
Molecular function (GO): ATP binding; microtubule binding; plus-end-directed microtubule motor activity
Source: RefSeq, a predicted model, not a curated record